AUGGAAAACGUAAGUAAAUAAUUAUGGGUUUGUAUAUAAUAAGUAGUAAAAUAAUAUCUCGUAUUUAAAUGUUUGAUUCAUUACUUUAGCAAGAAAAGACAGGUAGCAUUCAGGAGUCAGAAAUAAACAGCCAAUUAUCCAUUUCUACAAGCAAUGCAAAAAACAAAUUCAGACUAACAUUAGAACCCACAAUGAUGUUAUUACUGCUUGGAGUGAAUAUAAACAGUGAGUAAUGAGUAUAUUUGUGUUAUGAUAACAACAUCUUCCAAAAUGGUUUCUACUAUAAUUUUAUACACUUCUUUCUAGAUAGGUAGGUAUGAUGUAUAAAGGGGAGUAUAAUUAAUAAAUAAUAAUAGGUAAAUUUCUCCUCAAUCAAAUAUUGUUAAUAAUCUAAUACUGAAUUACAUGAAAUUUUAUAGAAUCAAUAAGUUGUUGAACUGAUUUCAGUUCUAUAACAUUUGCAGAGCUGUUUUUUUACUGGCUUUUACAACUCUCUAAGUUGUUGCCGUUAAUAUAACAUUGUGCCAAUUAUCCCUAUUAUCCAUUUCUCUUCACACGUCUAUUCCUGUAUUCCUUAGAUCCUUGCAGAGCUGUUAAACCAUGGAAGGUUUUGUUUACGAUCUUGUUUGUAGUUAUAAUUUUAACAUCAUGUAAAAAUAUAUUUUAAUAUUUUUGUUACUGUGGUUAAUAUGUUUUGAGUUCAUUAUUAUUAAUACUACUUAAUAAAUUAUAAUUAAAAUGUUAGUACCAUCACUAAUCAUCAUAUGAGUACUUCUUAUAAUGUUUAAAAUUUUGGUUAAUCUAUUAUGGUUUUUUCCAGAGUUUUUUCUAUUUUUGAAAAGUUCUUUAAUAUAUACUUAGUAUAAUGUUUUAGUCUGUGUUUAAUGUUUUACUUUCAUUUUUAUUGGCUAUAUAUUAUAAAUUAGCGAGUAGAUUAGUUAUUACCUAUUAUAAUUUUAAAACAAACUUUUUAUUCUUUAUUAAAAUACAAUUAAAUAAAUAUGGUUUAUUAAUAUAUAUUAAAUUAAAGCAAUCAUAUUAUACAUUUUAUAUGUAUAGAACAUUCCUAUUUAAAUGUCGAUUAAUAAAACACUUUCAUAAAAUACAAUCUGUUUGAUAAAUGCAAUUUUACAGAACUGUUUUUAUGCAGCCCAGCGUAUGUAUUAUAUUUGUUUUAAAUUAAAAUUUAUUUAUUUAAAAUACUAUAUGAAAACCAUACAUGUUUUGUAUGUAUGUAUUGAACAUGUACCUACCUUUUUACAAUAUUUUGGAAAUGUUUAUUUAGUUUUAAUUAAAAUUUAUUUUAUUCUAGUAAUGAUACAAACUAAUCUAUUUGAAGAACGCAUGUGUUUACAUUCUUCACUGAGGAAAAAUAAAUCUAUAAACUGUUAUAAUAUGACUUCUACAGAAAAAGAAAUAUUUCAACCAGCUGUUGCUAAUUUACAAAUGUAUAAAAAUCUGAUUGAAACAUUAUUACCAUGUAUAACUGCAUUAUUUUUAGGACCAUGGAGUGAUGUAAAUGGUCGUUUACCACUAUUUUUAGCAGCUAUUUCAGGUUUGAAUUUUAAUAUAAAAUGUAUAGUUUAAUAUUAAUUUCAAUUGUAAAUAUUUUAUGUUUAAGGAAUGGUUAUCUCUAACUGUAUGUACUGUGUUUUUUCUGCAAUGCCGGAAUUGUCACCACAAUUUUUUUUACUGUGUAGUUUACCAGUUGCCAUAAGUGGUGGCAGUGGAGCAUUAUUUAUCGCUUCAUUUUGUUAUAUUGUAGAUAUAACUGAUGUGCAAACAAGAGCAUUUAGGUAAUAUUAAAAAAAAAUAGUGAUUAAUCAUAAAUUUAUUAAAUAAUCAAUGUUAUACUAAAACUGUAUAAUAUAACAAAUAUAGCAAAAUACUUAGUAUGUGGUAUAAUCACCACAUUGAAGCAAUUUCUAGUGUAACCCUAGGAUAACAAUUACCAGUUUUUCAUAAUUUUUCAACCAUUCAUUGAUUUAUUAUUGAUACCUCUAUGUGGGUAUCAUUUUCAGAGUUAUAGACUUAACAGUUUAAAAUAUACAACUUAGAAAGGGAGAUUUUGGAAAAAUACUAUUUAGGAUAAAUACCAAGUAUCAUUUUGUUUGCUGAUGUGUAAUAAUCUAUUUAACUUUAAUUUUAAUAAAGCAAUAGUUGCUGUUAAUGGUUUAUUAUAAUAAAUAUUAUACCAUAUAUAUGAUUUAUGUUUAACGCUUUGUGGUUUGCUGGAUUUAAAAAAAAAAUAUAUACAUUUAUUUUUAGAUUAGGAAUAUUGCAAACAUUUAUAGCAUUUGGGUCAAUUCUUGGAUCAAUCAUCAGUCCAUUUCUGUAUAAUAAAUCAUUUACAUAUGCUUUUACUUUAUCGUCAAUUUGUACAAUAGCAGGACUUCUUUAUACAUAUAUUUAUCUCAAAGAAACUAUUGUCAUAAAAGAGGUAUUUAUUAUUUAAGUUUAAUAUUUGUAAAUAUAAAUAUUUAAUGUUUUAGUAUUUGAUUUAUUUAAUACUUAUUUAUUUAGAAAAUGUUCUUUUCUUUUUGUGAGAUUAUUUUAUUGGGUUGUUUCUUUAAACUUUCUUUUGGUAAAAUUGUAUGUAUGUCAACAAAUAAAAAUUCAAUUUUUUAGAAAUCAUUAUUUUAAAAUUCUCAUUUUUUACAAAAGUACCAAUUAAAAAAGUAAAACUAAAGCACAUCUCAAUUAAGAGAAUGUUUUGUCAGAAUUAUUUAAAAUAAACAUGAGAUCUACAGAGUGUCCCACAGUGUUCUCUGAAUGAUAAUAACUCUGUCAAUAUUUACUACCACAUUUUUUUUUUAAUAGAAUUUUGUGUCUAAAAGACACAAAUAUAGAGAAGAAUAAAAUUUUUAAUCACUGAAAAAAAUAAUAAUAACUUAAAUUACUUUUUAAAUUUUUCAAAAUAGCCAAUUUGUAAAGUAUAUAAUUCUAAACAUUUUAAACAUUUAAAUGUAUCAUACAUUCAUAUCCAAUAGUUUCUUAAUAAUAGCAUAUUAUUAAACUUUAUUAACAUAAACUAGUUAUUACUAAGAAACUAUUGAUGGGAUAUGAAUAUGUGAUACAUUAACAUUUUUAGAAAAAUAUAUUUUUCCCUCUAUCAUUUUAAACAUAUACUUAAAGUUAUUUAAUUCUGAUUGUUUUCUUGCAGGGUGUCAAUACCAAACUAUUUAACAUAAAACUUGUAAGAGAUAUAUGGCAAACAGUUAUGAAGCCACGGUUUGGCUAUUUGAGAUGUAUAAUUUUGUUAUCUGCUGUAGUUUUAACUUUUAAUGUAUCCAUAUUAUUAGGUAAAUAUCUCUAUUAUUUAUAUUUUUUCUGAUAUAAUAUAAAUUUUACUACAAAACAUAUGUAGAUAAGUUAUAUAAGGAAUAAAAUUAAAAUUUAAGCUACACAAUACUAAUGUACACUAAAUAUAAUUUUUACAUUACAUUACAGUGUAUAUAGAUCAGUGUUUUUCAAUCCUUUUGUUUUACAACACACUAAUUCUAACUUUUUUUUAGCUAUGACAAUGCCAGUACCAGAUUUAGUGAGACCCUAGAAAAAUAUGCCCUGAAAACGGCUUAUACAAAUCAAUACAAUUUUCAUCUCUUUAUCUUUGUAUUGAAUUUAGUUUUUUGAAUAUAUUUUUGGAAGAAUAAAUCCAUUUAAGUGGUUACACUCAUUAUCUCAGAAAGUAUUAACUUUUUUCAAAACUUGUUUUCUAGAACAUUUAAAAAACAAGCAGCUCUACAAUUUUAUAUUUAUGUUAUUUUUUGUCACCCUUAUGUUAGGGGAUAAAACCACUAUCUACUUUUUAUUUUCAAAUAUAUAUAAACCUACAUAUAUUGAAAAGUCCAUAAAUAAAUUUGAGUGUUAACCUUUUUUGAUUUGUGUUAAGCUGUUAACGAAAUAUUUUUAAUUUCAGAUUGGAAGAGAGUAGUGGUGCACACCACACACCCUAUCUUCACACAAAUGAUACUCCACUACUCUUUUCCAACCCAAACUUAAAAGUGGAAUAUCUCGUCAACAGCUUGACAGAAAUUAGUUGGGAAACACUGAUGUAGGCAAAACUUUAUUACUUGUAAAUUUAAUAUGUAUUUUAUAUUGUAUUUUAGGAGAAGAUUCUCUUUUAUAUUUGUAUCUGCAAAAACAGUUUUCAUGGACAUUAGAAAAUUAUACUUUAUUUAAUGCAUAUUCAACAUUACUUGGUGGUAUGCACUUUUAAUUUUGGUUAUAAACUAUCAAAUGAAUUAAAUAAAUUAUGUAUUAUUUCAGCUAUUGUUCCAGUGAUUGGUUUAUAUGUCCUUAGUACAAAAUUACAAAUAUCUGAUAUAUAUCUAGCUACUGUUGCAAGUGGAUUUCGAAUUAUAGAAAAAGUUGGUUUAGCAUAUUCUGUGUACAAGUGGAAUUUUUACAUUUUAAAAAUUGUUGGUUGCUUCGUUUAUACUAGUGAACCACUAGUCCGGUCUCAAUUGUCAAAGAUUUUUCCAUCUGAAGACUUGGGUAAAUUAUAAUGAAUAUAAUUGAUUGACUAAUAAUCACACAGCUCAUUUAUAUAUUUAGGUAAAAUAUAUGCUUUCAUUAGUGUUAUAGAAGGUUUUGGAAUAUUACUUAGUUCUCCAAUGUAUACAACAAUUUAUGAUAUGACUAUACACAGUUAUGCAAAUUGUAUUUUUAUAGUAUCAUCUAUACUUGGAACACUCAUUUUAUUUUUAUACUUGUAAGUACAAUUUGUAUCAAUCUAUUUAUGUAGUAUUUAUAAUAUAAGGCUAUAACUUUUAAAUUUAAAUUAAUUGUGUAAUAUUAUGAUCUUUAAAUACCUAUAAUUUGUUAAAAAUAAAAUUAACAUGUGCAGUAGGUUUGCAGAUGGUUUAGUUUUGAUAAAAGAAAUAAUAUAAUAUGAGUGGAGGAACAAGACAAGACACCUAAUGUCAAGAAGCAGUGAAGUAAUAAGCAAGAUUGAGAGCUUUAAGUACCUAGGAUGUUUUAUUAAAAACCCUAUAACUUUGACAAGGAUGUGAAACAUAGGAUUAAGUGGAGAAAAGCAUCAGGUGUUUUAUGUGACAAGAGGAUUUUAAUGAGACUUGAAGUUUUACAAAAAUGUAGUGAGACUGACUAUAUUAUAUGGUUCGGAAUGUUGAGUGGCAGACAAAAAAAUAGAACAGAGUGAAUGUAGCAGUAAUAAGAAUACCUUAAUGGUUGAGUGGAAUGCUGAGAAAAGAUAGAAUACGAAAUGAGUACAUGAGAGGUAGCUUAGCUGUAACUUUGAUGGUAGAUAAAAUAAGAGAAAUAGACUGAAAUGGAUUGAGCAUGGAAGAGAAGAAUCUCGAGCAAUAAGCAUUGUAACAAAAAUAAUUGUAGGAGGAAAUAAGCAGAGAAAGAAGAUUAAAAAUGUAGUGGUUGGAUGAGUACAAUACAUUAAUGUAUAUGAGGUAGAAGUCUGGUCAGUUGAAAGUUUAUAACGAGGGUGCCAUUAUUCUUAAAAAUUGGAAUUACGAUGAAGGAGAAAAAAAUAAAAUCUGAUUCAAAUAACUAAUCAAUAUUAUUUUAAACUUAGUAAAUAUUAUCAUUAAUUACAAAAUGUAUGAAGUAUAAUGAAUUUAUACUUAAUAUAUUUGAUUAUUUUUAAAUUAAUUUAACAAUCACUUUUUAAUUACAUAUUUUUCUUUGUCUAUUUAAAAUAAUGUGUAAUUAAUGCAUUUAGAACCAUUAAAAUUAAAUUUUAUCCUAUUUUCAGAAUUAUAUUGUUAUGUCUUUCUAAAAGUACCAAACCAGAACAUUUAUUGACAGAAAAUUAA
Molecule: messenger RNA, 5792 nt
Organism: Cinara cedri
Lineage: Eukaryota; Metazoa; Arthropoda; Insecta; Hemiptera; Aphididae
Source: the annotation of a GenBank genome assembly